This is a messenger RNA of Cucurbitaria berberidis CBS 394.84, 1097 nucleotides long. Its product is annotated as alpha/beta-hydrolase. The coding region runs from base 25 to 828 and encodes 267 amino acids. The transcript has 2 exons. The record is from RefSeq and is a predicted model, not a curated record. NCBI's taxonomy places the organism in Eukaryota, Fungi, Ascomycota, Dothideomycetes, Pleosporales, Cucurbitariaceae.
CUCCCCACCCCAAAUCGACUCAAGAUGCCUUACCUUCAACGUUCGGAGGACCUUAACAUCUUCUACACUCUUCAUGGCGACGCUUCGAACCCACCGUUCUUGCUGAUUCAUGGCUGGACCUGCGACUCGACAGACUGGUCCUGGACGAUCCCAGCUCUUAUCGAGAAAUACUACGUUGUCACCAUCGAUCUCCGAGGCCACGGUCAUUCCAGCGCCCCGGAGAGCACCACGUACACGAUCAAAGACUCUGCCGAUGAUGCUGUUGCUCUCCUCGAGGAACUAAAACUGACCAAGGAUGUCCUCGUCAUGGGCCAUUCGAUGGGCGGCAUCAUGGCGUCUGUUCUGACCGGCCUCUAUCCAGAGAUCUUUCGAGGUCUCGUAAUCAUCGACCCUCCAUACUGGCGCACCAAGAAGUUCUGGGCUGACAUGCUACCCAAGUGGGACGAGCUCCAGAACGGGUUUCUCUUCGUAACCAUGGCCUUUGGCAAUCAACUUCCUCCGGAGAUGCCGCCCUGGAUGAUGACCUGGUAUGGACUGCGUGCGCAGGCUACGGCUGAGCAUGCCGUUGUAAAAUCUUUGCAGGGAGCUUUUGCGCCAGACAUGCUUGGCCAGCAAGAAGCGCAUGCAGAACUUGUAAAGGGUCGGGCCAUUCCAAGACUGGGUGUGUAUAUGAGGGAGGAGAACGUGGAAAAUGAGAAGAAGCUUGGGGUGGGAGCGAAAGAUGAGAUUGUGCAACUCGCUGAUGCGGGACACUGGCUUCACCAUAUGAAGCCUGAUGAGUUCAAUGGCAUUUUGACAAAGUGGUUGGAAAAGAUCGAGGCCAAAUAGGCUGGAUGGACUUCAAGGCCAUAGGGCAACCUGUAGCCUCUUCCGCAAGACACUUUCGAUGGUCAUGAAAGUCCUCUCACUUCACGUGUUUUGAGUUCGCCUCUCACUUUCACUAGAGGAUCCCGGGUACUUACACCGUUUGUCACCUCAUGACACUCACGUGAAAUCACUCACGAUUGUUAGUUAACGUUUAUUACUCCUCACCUACUCUUGAACUGCCAAAUACCACCAAAGAGCACAGAAGCCAACCCAGUAUUAAAAGCAUCACA